Messenger RNA from Leptinotarsa decemlineata (Colorado potato beetle), 1336 nucleotides. RefSeq lists its product as uncharacterized. Gene Ontology annotation, molecular function: monocarboxylic acid transmembrane transporter activity. Gene Ontology annotation, biological process: transmembrane transport; monocarboxylic acid transport. Lineage: Eukaryota; Metazoa; Arthropoda; Insecta; Coleoptera; Chrysomelidae. The record is from RefSeq and is a predicted model, not a curated record.
CGGUUCAGACUUUAGUUUUUCAAAAACAUAAUUUGGUAGAAGAGCGUGAUUGCUGGUCAUCGCUUAUGAUUUACCAGCAGAAACAAGACAACUAGUAGAACGCAGGUAACCGACCCAUCCAGCUUUCGCUGCAAGAUCAGGACGGUGCCCAUAGCGAGAUCUUCAAAGCCUUUUAUAAAAUUUAUACUUGUGCUACGACCAUUCACAGGCAUAUCCGUAGCAGAUAUCCGAAUGGCAGUCCCAACCCUCUCGUUCUGCGGCUUCAGUCAAAUCGCAAAGCAAAUUCAAGUCAAUUUCUCAGGAAUUGCCGCUGUGACGUAACCUGCGCAUACGUUGCGAACGACGCCCAAUGUAUGAUAACAAGCAGAGAAAGCGUCACGCCACAAAUCGUAUUCAGAUGAAAAGAACUUAGCACGUGACAGACAACUGUUUAAUUUAGGCGAAAUCAAUGUGUACGUAAUUAAAACGUCCCCGCAAAUACCGUAUUUUCAAUCCAUGAUCAGACGCGUUUGCACUAUGGCUUAUUAAAUAUUUACUUAUUCAAAGUUUCAUGGCACGCUUGGCGCUGGUGAUUUGUCGUGUUUGGUUUUAUCAACAGCUGAUAUCAGCUUAUCGACUAUCGAAUCAGUGAAAUAAGAUCGAGAUUUGAUAAAUGUGUAAUAUAAACGGCACCUCGGUGUGCUGAGUUCAGUGUUCUUUUUUGGCGUGUGUUGGAUUUUCGAAAAUGGAACCCGACGCUCCACCCCCCGAUGGAGGAUGGGGAUGGAUGGUGGUCUUAGGGGCAGCACUGAUAAAUAUGGUCAAUCAGGCCAUGUUUGCCAAUUUUGGACUGAUCUACGGUGAGACGCUGACGAAAAUGGCAAAUGGCCAUGCAACUGGAAUAACUUUAGUAAUGGCGAUUAGUGUAGUUGUGACGAAUACUGCUGGGUUUACGGUAGGGCCACUUCUUAAAAAAAUUAGUUUGAGGACUCUCACCUUCAUUGGUAUAAGCUGUGUUGGAAGUGGAUUGAUUAUUACCAGCUUUGCAACUGAGAUUUGGCAUAUUGUCAUAGGCUAUAGCAUUUUCACAGGUAUGGGACUUGGUCUUCUGGCGUCGGGUACAUUUUUGAUCGUCAACGACUACUUCACUACUAAAAAAAGCACUGCUGUUGGCAUAUCGAUGGGCGGUACGGCAAUCGGGCAAAUGAUUAUGCCAACAUUUAUAGGAAUGUUGUUGAAGAAGUACGGAUUCAGUGGUACCACCUUUGUUCUCGGUUUCGUCAGCUACUCGGGAAUCAUUGGGGCCAUUUUUUUCAAGGUGAUCUUUUUUGUUCUGAUUUGAAACUGAUUCAGAAAA